CUCUUUGACGUUUUCUAUUUCUCAUGCAAGCGGCCACACUAACGCGCGUGUGAAUCAACUUCGCUACACGUUUGCAUAGUUUUUAUUGCAAUAAAAGUGCAUUUCGGUAUUCAAACAGUACGGAUCUAUCGAAACCGGGAACAUACGGGACUAGUAAGCAGGAAUCACAAUCCAGCGGCUUACAAGAUGACCAGCAAGAAGGUAAAAGUUCAAUCGCACGAAGAAGAUGAAGCCGAGCAGAUGGAGGCAAAGAGCGACAGCGGCGAAGAUUCCAGCGACGACGAAAAUCCGGACAUCUACAAGGGUGACGAGGGCAUAACGGUGGACUUCGAGGGACGCAACCCGAUCGAUUCGGACUCCGAUGGGAUCAAGCAGAUGCUGGGACAGCUUUUCGUGAAGGCGCAUAUCGAUUUGAACGAGCUUUCCGGAUUAAUCAUCGGACAAAAUUACGUAGGAAGCGUGCUGAAGCAAGCCUACACCGAUGACGAUGACGAGGAGGAGGACGAAGACAUGGAAGAUCCGUGUCAAAUCGUGUUCGGAGUCACAACGGCCAUCAAUCUUACCAAUAAGCAGGAUCACCCAUGUAUAAAACAGCUUCAAAAAUUGAUAUUUGAAAAGGCGGAAAAAUAUGCCACUGAUUCUGUGCUGAAGCUGUUUCGCGAAGCCCUGCAAAGCGGAUCCAAAAGUACCGCCCUGCUGUUGAAUGAGCGCUUUGUGAACAUUCCGGCCGCGGUUUGCGUUCCGAUGUUUGAGAAUCUGAUCGUGGAAAUGGAUCGGGCCCGAGUAAAGGGAAUGCCAUACAAGUUCGACUACUUCCUAAUGUUCGUUAAGUACUAUCAGAAGGCUGCCGCCGGAUCGAAGGCCGCGGAAGUGCUGUACUCAAACGACGAGGAGGAGUACUUCAUCAAGGACAGCUUGGCGAGCUUUGACUAUUCGGUACAGAAGGAAACCACGACGGCCCUGGCCGGGAAUUGGUUGGAAGAAGACGAAGAACUGCAGCCGUUCAGGAAGGUUUUGCUCAUCGAAGCCAACAAGCUGCCGGAUAUAAUUGGCACGGUGAAGAGCUUGAUCGCUGGAGCGGUCAGUAACUAAAUUUAAGGCAGACAAUAUACAAAUACAGAGGAGUGGAUUUCCCUA
This is a messenger RNA of Aedes aegypti (yellow fever mosquito), 1137 nucleotides long. Its product is annotated as protein BCCIP homolog. Gene Ontology annotation, cellular component: nucleus. The transcript is spliced from 3 exons. Lineage: Eukaryota; Metazoa; Arthropoda; Insecta; Diptera; Culicidae. The record is from RefSeq and is a predicted model, not a curated record. Bases 187 to 1092 code for a protein of 301 amino acids.